Pelobates cultripes (western spadefoot toad) is the source of this 197-nucleotide messenger RNA. The record is from the annotation of a GenBank genome assembly. NCBI's taxonomy places the organism in Eukaryota, Metazoa, Chordata, Amphibia, Anura, Pelobatidae.
GCGCAAGACAGCGACCUACGUGGCAUCACCACUACUAGGUCUCGAGGUCCUACUCGGCGGACCGGGAUGGGUGCGAACAGCUGCGGAGCAACAUCUGCCUGGCACCCCGGCCAACACGCCGAACAUGAGCCGCUGCAUGCACAGCCAUCACACCCGGAAGCGAUAUGGGCGAAAUGCUGAAAUGACCAGCGCAAACG